This is a messenger RNA of Neospora caninum, 885 nucleotides long. Its product is annotated as SRS domain-containing protein. Lineage: Eukaryota; Apicomplexa; Conoidasida; Eucoccidiorida; Sarcocystidae. Gene Ontology annotation, cellular component: membrane. The coding region runs from base 1 to 885 and encodes 294 amino acids. The transcript has 2 exons. The record is from RefSeq and is a predicted model, not a curated record.
AUGUCACUUUUAAGCCGAUUUGCCGUGCUGAGCGUUGUCGCUCUCAGCUUCGAGACUCCGAUGACGCUAGCAGCGGAACCUGAAGCAACUUCGUGUGCGAAUGCCGGCUCAGCAAUUGACUUCAUCAUACAAAAGUCAGGCCACGUUGCCCGUUUCAACUGUCCUACGGCUUUGGAACAUGUCAACCCAACAUACAAAUCAGGCGACGAAACCGAAAUCUGCACUACAAUCGACUGUUCGAGCAAAGCCGCUAUGAAGACUCUUCUUAGCGACGCAUCACUCACAGAGGCGUCGGGUUCCGGUUCUUCUGGAGGGAAAGAUUACACACUGAAGGUCGACGUGUUGCCGGAAGAGGAUAGAAACAUUUAUUUCCUGUGCCAGCCAUCAGCGGCCUCGGUCUCAGCGUCCUCACUGCCGGUUCGACGCCUGGCUCCGGCUGUACCAUCGGACAAGUGCAGCGUACACAUUGUUGUAAAAGCAGCACCAAAGGCUCCGGUCUGCUCGGCGAAAGAUCAAACUCUUCAAGUACAAAUCACUGCAGCCAACUCAGACGCAUCUUUCGUGUGCGGAGGAAUUUACAAUAUCAGACCCACUGAUCCGACCAAAGUUUUUCAAGGAGACAGCUGUAUUAACGAAGCAGACUUAAACUCGCUAGUUCCAGGCGCCUCUAUCGCGACUACGGCAGAAAACGGUCUGACAAAGCUCUCCGUUAACAACCUUCCAGACCAGCCCACGAAACUUUGUUAUAGAUGCGAAGACGAUUCCCAAAACAUCUGCAAAGUACUGGUAACUGUUGCAGCAUCUCCAUCGAACGCCACACGUCUCGCGGCUCAGGCAACCCUUGGCGCUCUCCUGGCCGUUGCAGGACUGAUGUACAUGGCUUGA